Messenger RNA from Closterium sp. Naga37s-1, 1947 nucleotides. The record is from the annotation of a GenBank genome assembly. Lineage: Eukaryota; Viridiplantae; Streptophyta; Zygnematophyceae; Desmidiales; Closteriaceae.
AUGUCGACGUCAUUAAUUCGUUCGGCGCGAUGCACGGCGGCUGAGAUUCUCUCCAUGUCCUCGCAGAUCAUCCACGCGCUCAGCUCGCUCCUCUUGCUCUUUCGCGCCCUCGUCGCCCUCGCCGCCUGCAGACUCGCCUUGACGUUUCUCUUGCCGCCGCUCCGCGUCGUACAGAGAAUCGUACGAUUCGUGUGCCUCGUCGAGACCUGGCUCUCGGCCAUUGUACGCGAUAUUGAGUUCUACGGUAAGGCUCGGGAUCUGGAGCACAGGGAUGAGUACACGGAGAAUGCGGCUUACACAUGGAGUUGCGAGGGCGGUGAGCAAGUGGGCUGCGAUGAGUGGGCGCCAUGGGAUCAACUCAGACUGUCUUCGUCAUCGCUAGGCGUUAAAACCUCACCGGGUAGGUUAUGGGACGGGGAGAACAUGCGGCGAUGGGUGGAGGAGGCCAGGGCUGUUGCGAAGCUCGCCACAGCAGCAGGCGAAGAGGACAUUGUAUUAAGAAGAGGAGGCGAAGGGCGGAGCAGGACUAUCGCAGCGGGUACGUCUGGCGAGCUGCACUCGCAAGAAAACGACGCCCUGCAACACGAGCUCCAGCAGGCGCGAGCGACGUGCGACGCUUUGCGACAAGAGCUCGAGCAAGAGUGGGUGCUGAACGACAGUUUGCGACGGGAGCUGGAGCAGGAGCGGGCGGCAGCGGACAGCGCUGCGAUGGCGAGCAUGGAGUCGAUCCGACGGUUGCAAGACGACAAAGCUGCCGACCAGUUAGCGGCCCGGCAGAGAGAGAGAAUCCUGGUCGAGAAAGCGCGGUACGAGGAGGAGGAGGUGGAGGGUUUAAGGGCCGAGGUGGAGAGACAAGGGGGGGAGAUUCUUCUGCUGCGCGAACAGGCUGCGUUCGCCGGUUUUCGUUACGUUACCAAUGAUACGGAUCACGGGUAUGCAGGAACGGAAGGUGACAUAGGUGAUCCAGGAGGAAGAGAGGACGAGGAGAGGUUGGGUAGAUCGGAGGAAGAGGAGGGGUCAGAGAGAGGAGCGCGCAUUCACAACAUCGAUGAGGACCAGGGGAGUAACUGGGGUGGUGGCGUGGGUAGCGUCGGUGACAUACGUGGCUUGAGCAGCUGGAGUGGCUUGAGUGGCAUGGGUGGUUUGGGGGCCGUGAUGGAGAGUGAUGGAGCGCAGGGGUGGAGCAAGAAGAGAGCGCUGCCGGAUUCAAAGGAGCUGGAAAGCGGAUUGGAAUGGGGAGAGUUCUCAGAAACAACCGCUCCAACAGCCCGACGAAGGAUUGACCCGCUGUCCCUAGCCCAACAGGAAGUGGGUGCAUUCUCUGCAGCAGCAGUGCUGGAAGCUCCUCUAGCAGCAGCAGUGUCUGAAUCUCCCCUGGCAGCGGCAGUGCUUGAAGCUCCAGUGGCGGUGGCGGGUGACGCUGCUUCUUUGUCAUACGCCCUUGGUGAUUUCCUCAGGCCCUUCCUCCCUGCCGCUAAGGCCGCUGACGCUGGGUUGCUUUCUCCUAUGCUCCGUGCACCGCUGCUUGAACCUGCUGCUGCUGGCAUGGCUAUUGGAGUGGAUGAAUGGCGGCAUGGGAGAAGGGAUGUGCAGUGUGAACUCGGAAUGACGGGCGGAAAGGCGAUAGAGGGCGGAAUGACGGGCGGAAAGGCGAUAGAGGGCGGAAUGACGGGCGGAAAGGCGAUAGAGGGCGGAAUGACGGGCGGAAAGGCGAUAGAGGGCGGAAUGACGGGCGGAAAGGCGAUAGAGGGCGGAAUGACGGGCGGAAACGCGAUAGAGGGCGGAAUGACGGGCGGAAAGGCGAUAGAGGGCGGAAUGACGGGCGGAAAGGCGAUAGAGGGCGGAAUGACGGGCGGAAAGGCGAUAGAGGGCGGAAUGACGGGCGGAAAGGCGAUAGAGGGCGGAAUGGGAGGGGGAGAUGGUGGAAGAGGGCGGAAUGACGGGUGA